UGUCGCAUUUCUGUCAGAAGAUACCCCAAAUGCUGCACUAGUUAGCUCAGUACCUGAAUGUAAGCAUGUGGCAUUUCUAAUUUUUUUAACCGUGGGUAACCUACUUCUUUAUGGUCGGUUAUUGUUUUAAAAGACUGACCCAGUAUGGUUUGAGGUGCAAGGCCAAAUUGCCAUAAACGGUUGGAAGACGGAUGGAUGGAUGGACGAAUAAGUAGCCCAAUUAUCGGUCGCACGACCGUAUUUGUAUUGCUAUACCAUUUUCAAAAUAGUAUGUUUUUGUACUAUCGGGUAUUGUUCACUUAGUCGGCAAGCAAAACGACGUUUGUGAUAUGACUUUUUUAUAUGGAUAUAUAAAAUGAACGGGGCAGAAUCAAUGCAGGCGUCGAUUCCAACCAAAGCAUUAAAAUGCGUUUCACUAUAUAUUUUGUGUGUGUGUGUGUGAGCGAAUGAGUGUGAUACCGCGCCGAGGAGAGAGGGAGAGGGGGAAUGUGUGGAUAGGAAAAAAAGUGGGUGUCGCUGUGCAUGACGGGCUCAGAGCUCCAUGAUUGUAAUUUAGGGAGGGAUUUAAACAUUACACUCCGUGUUUUCUUAAGCGAGCAGGGAGCCGCCGCAUGGGACCUGCUUGGACCUGCAGCCGUUUGAUCGCCCAGGGUUACUGAAGUUUAAGCCCGAGGCGUGAUAGUUACGAUGUAUCCAAACUCUUAACUUUAAAACCCCGGUGCUCGGACUAGAGCGGGACUGAUCGCAGCGUUACGGCGACCCAACAAGUCUGUUUAACUGGGAAAUGAUCACACAUGAACGGCGGUGGAAGGAACAUGGUUGAGAGGACCAGCAAAUUUUUGUUGAUCGUUGUCGGAUCCGUCUUUUUCAUGCUGAUCCUGUACCAGUACGUGGCUCCGGGGAUGAUGAACUUCGGCUCUCCCCACGGGUACCUUUUGGAGGACGACGCGGAUAUCUUUCCGACUCCGGAUCCACAUUACGUGAAGAAAUACUAUUUUCCUAUCAGGGACCUGGAGCGCACGGUGGAUUUCGAAAUAAAAGGGGACGACGUGAUCGUCUUUCUGCACAUCCAGAAGACUGGGGGGACCACUUUCGGCAGGCAUCUGGUGCAAAACGUGCGCCUGGAGCUGCCCUGCGAUUGCAGACCCGGGCAGAAAAAGUGCACAUGCUACCGGCCGAACAGGAAAGAGACCUGGCUGUUUUCGCGUUUCUCCACAGGCUGGAGCUGCGGCUUGCACGCAGACUGGACGGAGCUCACCAACUGCGUACCGGGGGUCCUAAAUAAGAAGGAGAAUAAGCUGAAAAAGCCCAGGUAUGACACGGGAUGGCUUUCCCGCUGACAUCGCCUUUCUCCAAUAUGCGGAGGCCUGUCACGUAUACGUUGUUUUAUUCCUCGGGGUCGCAUUAACGUAUAUAAAAGGUGUCUAAGAAAGUGAAACCUUUUGGGGAGUGUGUCGUACUGCGGUGCAUUUUUUUUCUUUUUGGGGACCGUUGUCUGCUUUUGUACUGUGCUUUCAGAGGCGUUUUGUCAGCGGUCGACCUUGUUUCUGCUGAUUCCACACAUCGCAUGAUACUGGUUUAUAAGUAGCCCGGAGAAAGAUAAACGUGCUUUUUACUGAUAUGAAAAUAACUUUUAUGGAUGGGAAGUCUAGCGAAGGAGGCCGUCUGGCAUAUUCGCUCCCAGAUGUCACUGAUGUCUACAUUGGCUUCAUUCAUGUCUCCCGUAGAAGUCACCUAACUUUAAAAAUGUGCAUAAAUGCUUCCAGUAUCCGUAAGUGUUUGCAUUGUUAUUAGUUGAUGUGGUCGGAUUUGUAUUCCAACUGAUGACGUUCAUGCUGAAGUUGGGUCUACUUAAGGCAUCUCCUUUAUCGCUUUGUGGAAACAAUGCAAGGCUUCAGAGACGAAAGCGAAAAGACGUUUGUGUUUAAUAACAAAGAAGGUUCAUAUGUCCGUUUUGCCGACGUAAAUGCUUAUGAUAGUCUGUGCAGAUGGCUGUAUGUUAUACUGAAAUAAUUUUCUGCAUCUGCAAACUAAGUCGAUAGCAUCGUUGUACGUGCGAUUUUUAAAUAUGAUAAGAUAUGCUUCGUCGUUGCCCAGGGGAGAUUGCUUUGCUUGCAGCAAAAGAGCAUAAAGUGCACGGAUACAUGUGCAUAUUUAAAUUAAACGAAGGGACUGUAAGGAACCGUGUCAUCUGUGCGGGUUGGAGUCGGCUGGCGUUGCAUUGAGACUUACGGGGUAAAGCCGUGAUCACUAGACACUGUAGAGGACAUCUAUGAACGAACAUGUGAACCUUGUGCACACCUUGGCUCGCGCACCUGCUUGGAUUUCUCAUGAAGUCGUUUAAGAAAUCCCGGAAUCACGUGGCUUAUGGCUUUGGGUGAACUGAAGAUCCAACAGUUUCACUGUUGAAACUCUAAAUGAUUAAUAGGCAGUGUUAACAUCCAGGACUUUGAUAUCAACGCUAUUGUAACUGUGCCGUUAUUUCCAGCAUGGAGAUGUACCGAUGUGGUUUUGAAGGCGGGAAUCAGUGUGCCUGUGAAUUCGGGUCGCAUCUCGGCACCUAAAGCAAGCGCUUUAUCAGGGUCCAGCUCACGACCAUGAUAACUGAACCUAGCACAGGGUUUUCGACCUUUGCACACUCAACCUGUUUUAAUGAUCCCUAGUGCAGUUCGCCUGCAGUGUUCUGUACUGUGGCUUUGGGGGGGGUUACAGUCACCGGCAUUUACACUCUGUUUUCUGGUACACCUUGACGUGACAGCCCUUGUACUGCUCCGUGAAGGUUCUGGAAGGAGUCUCUCAUCCAGGAUAUGAGGAAGACCUCCAGCGAUACCAGCGUUCUCUGGGACUGCCUCAUCUCGUAGCUCACAGCACCGAACCGCUGGGAUGAGUCCUCCCGCAAAUCGACUCAUUAAGUAACUUAACAAAUUUGUCUUUUCCUUUUCGCCGCCCACAAAGACGUUUCCUUCAAUAAAACGGUGGCUUGAUUCACUGCCCGGUGUGAGUAAAGUAAAGUUAUUUGCUGGGAAUGUCCAGGCCCUGAUUGAUCUUCUUUUUUUGCCUUGAGGGUCUUGCUGUCAUUCGGUUUGCUUUCAUCUUAAGCCAUGAUUGUAGGAGCCAGCCGAGCACCAUUUGCGUCUCCGGUCUUUUCCGUGCCCACCCAACACCGCUGGUGAACUUUUGACCUUGUAUCUUGUUGCGUUCUUCAGUCUUACUGCCACAGAAUGUGAGAAUCUCUUUUCUUUGCAGUGGUGCUUAAGGCAUGGGUGGUACAUUUGAAUGCUGAUGGAUUGUGCAACUUGUGCUUGAUUAAGAAUUGCAUUCAUUUGAUUGAUUGCAUUUAAUGCAAGCGUGCGAGGAACACGGCCCCUGCCAGGAAUAUUACACGCCCUUCCAGCCUGGGCCUCUAAACAUGGAGUAAGUGACCCGUC
Brienomyrus brachyistius is the source of this 3428-nucleotide messenger RNA. RefSeq names its product heparan-sulfate 6-O-sulfotransferase 1-A-like. The record is from RefSeq and is a predicted model, not a curated record. Gene Ontology annotation, cellular component: membrane. Gene Ontology annotation, molecular function: heparan sulfate 6-sulfotransferase activity. NCBI's taxonomy places the organism in Eukaryota, Metazoa, Chordata, Actinopteri, Osteoglossiformes, Mormyridae. The coding region runs from base 795 to 1340 and encodes 181 amino acids. The transcript has a single exon.